GCACUGAUACGCUACCUUCAGCUACCAUCUAAAUCAGAUGCACAGAUACACACACGGCCUACAAGCGAAAGGUUUCGACAAAAGUCUUCUACAGCGACAGGAUUACUCUCUAAACCAGACGAGGAAGUGGUUGUCUCAGGAAGAUAUCAAUCCACCUUGUUCUUCAUGAGGAGCAUGUAUCACAGUGACUUCGCCCCACUUUGGUGUACUAAAGAAAUGUCCCUACAACUUUCUACACAGGCGGCCCACCAAAACAGA
Molecule: messenger RNA, 258 nt
Organism: Candidula unifasciata
Lineage: Eukaryota; Metazoa; Mollusca; Gastropoda; Stylommatophora; Geomitridae
Source: the annotation of a GenBank genome assembly